UUUAGGUUAAACCGUUUCAACUGUAAUAAUCUUUGACAUUAGCCUAUAGAGUCCUAAUGGGUUUAUGAGUUGGGGGAAAUUGAGGGCUACGAGGGAAGGGGGUAGGGUCAUGUGGGUGUGUGAGAAGUAUUUUUAAUAGCCAGAUCUACUUAUUCAUAAUAAAAACAACACGUGACAGAAAUAGACUAAAUUGAUAACCAGAUUGAUAGGACAAAAGACAUUUUGUUCUAUCAUGAUUAGUUAGAAUAAUUAAAGAAUUAGGACACAUCAAGCUUUAUUAUAUUAUUUUAUUUCGUUGUAUAUUUUCAGAAACAUAUACAGUCCGAUGUAUUCCGUUUAAAUGUUUCCAUUUAGCUUAAAUAAUAUACACCCGACUAUUCACAGCUGAAGUUCUUUUUGAAUACACACAGAGAUGCUGAUUGGUUCGAAAGAAACCGUCCAUUACAAAAGAGUAUGAACAAAAACGUGUAUUUUCUACGCUCGAAUAAGAUCAUGUUUUUGUUUUCUUUUAUUUAACCACAGCAAGUAUUAAUUUUGGGUUAUCUGCGUAGUAAUAGAAGAUGUAGCGCGUUCAGAAACGAUUUCCGAGAGUGUUUUUGCUUUGGAUAAGGUUAUGUAACACGAUUGUACACAGUCUGCUAUUCUAACUGGCCGCGGGCAAUGUUGAGGGAGCGUGCGUCAGAGCGAGCGCAGAGUACGAACACGUAAUACUACUAUCAAAGGGGUUUACGGAAUUGAAAUUAAAUAAAUAAACAUAUCUGGAAGAAAAAAAAGAGUCUACAACAAAACUGAGGGAUGGACUUCCCUGUGGAUGUCCUGGGCUCCAUGAGCCAAGAAGAUCUGCAGAGCUCGGCUGAACUUUACAUGUCAGAUCUUCUCUACAGUAACCCAGACCGACCAGAGCAUUUCACACUGCCCAACUCCAAACAGAUUCCCCUCAGCGUAUCCACUGCGGGGUUUGUCCCACUCUACGGAGAGGACCUCAGUCAGAAGGUGCUGGCUCUCUUCGCUCCCGAGGACCAGUCCACAGCUGUAGCGCUGUACCUGGUGGAUCGGUGGUGGUCGGUGGAAGACAUCCUCAAAACCUCAGACCCUUCCAGAGAGGGUCUGCAGAAGGUGAACACACUCGGAGAGAGGAUAGUGCUGUAUGUUCUCAACCGCAUAGUGUACAGAGCCAAGGAAAUGGGAAAAAAUGAAGUACCUUUUCUUUGUCACUGUGAAAAUGAUUUUGCCAAAGUCCUCUGGAAAGAUGGUGAGGCUAUCGGAUUUUACUCAAUCAAACCUGAAGGCAGCUUGUGUAACAGCUUCUUGACCCAGUGCUAUCAGCUUCCUGUCAUGGAUUCCCUGUUUGUCAGGAAGGCACACCGUGGUCAUAGAUAUGGCCUUCGCAUUCUGGAAGACUUUGUGGAUUGUUUCAAAGAGGAAGCCCUCGGUCUGAAGUACCCUCUCAGCCCAGCCAUGUACAGAGUGUGUGAACAGUAUCUGACAGCUUACCCAGCAGACACGGAGCUGCUUUGGGAGGUUCAGAGCGUAGGAGGCCCCUUUCAGAGGUCUCAAAUAGCCAACAAGAUCAAAACGACGACUUACAGAGCGGAGGAUUCAUCGUCAUCUUUGCUUCGAGAAUCGAUGGAGACUGAAGUUGUCACAAUGGAAGAAACCAUUCAGGGAAUUGUGACAACAUCUAUUGAGAGCACGGAAGAAGUGGUGAUUAUUAAUAAGCGUAUAAAAGAAACAGAAGGCAUCGAAGGCACGCCUGUCUCAACUCGCACAAGGAGCGGGGAAUUCAGGCGCAAGAGACUAAGAAAGGAAACUGCAGGAGUUUCUGAAGAAUGCCUACCAGAGAAAAUCCACAGGGUGGAAGAAACCAAAGCUGUGGUGGAAGCUCCUGCUGCGGAGCUGGUAGCCGACGAAUCGGUAGAAGAGAAGGAAGAGAAAGGAGGCCUCAGUGAUGAGGUGGCGGACGAGACUGUGGCCCCACAGGAAGAGGACCGAAAGGAGGAAGAGGAAGCCAUGGAAGCUGGGCCUGUACAAAAUAUGGAGCCAGAGCCCAUGGACUGCAAUGUGAUUACCGAUGAAGAGCAAGAGGAGGGAGCGGCCAACCAGGAAUUGGGGGAGCCAGCGGCUUUACAGCGGAAGGGUAUUCAUAUGGAGGACAUUGAGAUGGACACUGAGGUACAGGAUACUGUACAUACAGUUCCUAAAGAAGUGGCUAAAGACUCUGCAGAGCAGGAGGUCUCUCCAGAAGUGGAGUGCCCCCCUGUAGAAGCUGCGCUGCCAUUGGAGGAUGCUCACUCGGACGAGUCUGCAGUAGUUCCUUCAAAUGUAACGGCAGAGGAAGAGGAAGACAAUGACGAAGAACCAAGCCCUGAAAUGGAGCAGACAGAAACUCAAGACAAAUCCAGCCCACUGAGAGACGAUGGACAAGAAGAAGCAGCUGAGGAAGAGACAGAAGAGACCGAGACCUCCAAGGACUUCUGCGAUAAUGCUGUUCUGCUAGUUGAUCUAAAGGAGGUCUCCUAUCAACUAUCUGAGAAAGGUGGCAAUGAUCAAAUAGUAGAGGUUGAGAAGAAGAUACAAAAGGAUUGUAGUGAACAUAGAGUAGAGACAAUACUGGAGCAGAAUGAAUUGGAGAAAAAAGUGCAAGAUAAGGAGGAAGAUGAGGAUGUGACUGCAGAUGAAUCUCCUCUCGUGGACGAGACGACAGAAAAAGAAUCAGUUGAGGAGCUAGAGAAAGAAGAUGAAAUGGUAGAGGAGGGUGGGACGGGUCAUAAUAAAAAUAUGGAGGAGGAAGAAGGUGGAGAAACAACAGAAAAAGACCAAGCUCCAGUAGUAGAAAGUAGAGUUUUGAGAAACAAAACAAAAACACCUGUCAAAAAGACAACUGUACGUAGAUCCAAACGACUGAGCAAACGACAACAGAAGGAAGAAGAAGAAAAGGUAGAAGAAGACCGGGAGGAUGAGGAUGAAGAGAUGGAGGAGGAAGAGGGAGAAACAACAGAAAAAGGCAAGUCUCCAGUGGCGGAAAGUAGAGUUUUGAGAAACAGAACAAAAACACCUGCAAAAAAAAAUACUGUGCGUAAAUCCAAACGACUUAGUAAACGACAACAGAAAGAAGAGGAAGAAGAUGAAAAGGUAGAUGACCAUGAGGAUGAAGAGACAGAUGAGGACGAGGAGGGUGGAGAAACAACACAAAAAGGCCAGUCUCUAGUAGUGGAAAGUAGAGUUUUGAGAAACAGAACAAUAACACCUGUCAAAAAAACAACUGUGCGUAAAUCCAAACGAUUUAGUGGAGCACAACAGAUGGAGGACAAGACAGAAGAACAGACAGUAGUGGAGCCACCGGAGCCUUGUGCAGAAAUGAUAGUUCUGAGAAACAAGACAGUAAUGAUCAAAAAAACAUCUAUUCGUAGAUCCAGACACCUGAAGGAGGAUGAGAACAACCAAGCAGCAGCAGGGGAGGAAGAGGAGGAUGUGGAGGAGGGCAGGGUUGAUGAGCAGAGAGAGGAAACUGUAGUGAUGGAGGAGGGAGGAGCAAAAGCAGAUGGGAAUAAAGAGAUUGAGGGAGAGGAAAGGGACGAAGAAAACAAUUCUGGGGAAAAACAUGAGGUAGAGGAAGAAAAUGUGGUAGUGGAUGAGGCAAAGAUGGAGGAUGAGGCUGAAAAGGUGGUGGAAGAGGAAAAUAUGGAAGAUAAGGAGGAUGAGGUUCAAACAUUAACAGAGGAGGAGGAAAAGGUGGUAGAAGAAGAAAAGAUGAUGGAUGAGGGUGAAAAGGCGGUGGUAGAGGAGAAUGUGGAAGACAAGGAGGAUGAGGUUCAAACAUUAACAGAGAAGGAGGGAAAUGUGGUAGAAGAGGAAAUGAUGGUGGAUGAGGGUGAAAAGUUAAGAGAGGAGGAGGAGGAAGAAAUAGAGGAUGAGGGUGACAAGCUGGUAGAAGAAGAAAAUAUGGCGGAUGAGGCUGAAAAGGUGGUGGAAGAGGAAAAUGUGGAAGAUAAGGAGGAUGAGGUUCAAACAUUAACAGAGGAGGAGGAAAAGGUGGUAGAAGAAGAAAAGAUGAUGGAUGAGGGUGAAAAGGCGGUGGUAGAGGAGAAUGUGGAGGAUAAGGAAGAUGAGGUUCAAACGUUAACAGAGGAGGAAGAAAACGUGGUAGAAGAGGACAAGAUGGAGGAUGAGGCUGAAAACAUGGUGGCAGAGGACAAUGUGGAGGAUAAAGAGGAUGAGGAGGGGGGGCAGGCAGAUGAGCAGGAGGAAGAGAUGGAGGAGAAAGAGGGAGAAACAACAGAAAAAGGUCAGUCUCCAGUGGCGGAAAGUAGAGUUUUGAGAAACAGAACAAUAACACCUGUCAUAAAACAACUCCGCGUAGAUCCAAACGGCUUAGUAAACGACAACAGGAAGAAGAGGAAGAAGAUGAAAAGGUAGAUGACGAUGAGGAUGAAGAGAAA
Anguilla anguilla (European eel) is the source of this 4439-nucleotide messenger RNA. Its product is annotated as soluble lamin-associated protein of 75 kDa-like. The transcript has 13 exons. The record is from RefSeq and is a predicted model, not a curated record. NCBI's taxonomy places the organism in Eukaryota, Metazoa, Chordata, Actinopteri, Anguilliformes, Anguillidae. Bases 796 to 4416 code for a protein of 1206 amino acids.